This is a messenger RNA of Phytophthora sojae, 1767 nucleotides long. RefSeq lists its product as hypothetical. The record is from RefSeq and is a predicted model, not a curated record. The transcript has 4 exons. Bases 1 to 1767 code for a protein of 588 amino acids. Lineage: Eukaryota; Oomycota; Peronosporomycetes; Peronosporales; Peronosporaceae.
AUGGAGAUACACGAGCCGCUUAACGAGGAUGAUGUCUCUGCGGAAUGGGAGUUCGAGGACUCUGAGAACGAGGAGGAGGACAGCGAGGUCGAACCAGCAACUUCAGAAGACGAGGAUACGAAAGAAUCCGACGCGGAUUGUGUGUCGGUGGCUGCCGAGGUGACUUCAGCUGCUCUGCGUAAACUCACCGGCAACGCCUAUGUUGACGGGCUAAUUCGUGAGAGCGGGCUUCAUAUUAUCCGAGAUGGAGAAGUUAAGUUAGCAUUCAAAGAGCGCGGUGAGCUAGGAUUGUUUUCUCUUUUCUUCACUCGUGAAUUCCGUGACUCCUUGCAGACCUGUACCAACACAGUGCUGAAGGAGCAAGGCCAGGAUGAGGCCACAGUGUUUGAGAUUGAUGCUUAUAUCGGCUUAGAGAUUGCUAUGAGUAUCAUACCUCUAACUGAGAUCAAAGAGCUUUGGCCCCAAAAGCUUUUCCUAGGUCAAGCUGAUUUCGCAAAGACUAUGGCACGCAAUCGCUUCGAAAGUAUCCGAGCUUGUUUCCAACGCCAAGAGCAGGACCCGCUGUGGCACAGCAGACACGUGUUGACCCAAGUGCAACAGAAGUUCGCUGCUAUUGCUGUGCCGGUGGGUGCAGUAACCUUGGACGAGCUCGCAGUGCGAACAAAUGCCCUCUCCGGAGCCAAGACGUUUAUGCCGUCGAAGCCGGACAAAUAUGGUGUCCGCUUCUACGGCGUAUCGGGUUGGGAGAGUCUGUAUGCCUACUCAGUAUGGGAUAAUGGCUCUGGCGAAAGGACCCGUACCGUACCCGUGGAGCGCUACGUUGAUGUGUUUCCAUCACUUCGCACAGCGAUGUUUAGAACACUAGAACGUGCAGAUAUUCCUGUGAAGCGAAAGGAUGCAAGUGCUUUGUGGGUCGCAAUAAUAUCGCUUCAGGGCAAGUGGAUCAGCACGGAGCUAGAGGCAUCAAAAGCUCGAGUGGAUGUUGCUCCGCGUGGGUCUUGGGAGCUAGUCGCAGCGAUCGACGUGCCGACGGGCUGGGAGAAGCUACAGGACGCUCAGAAGCGUGCUCAGAAAAAGCUGCCUGAGCACCUGCAAACGUCCUACACACCACCUGAAGAUUGCGCACAAUGCGGGACCUUCCAAGUACCCGCCGCAGUUGUCGCCUACAACCUGUUCAUGAAUGGAGUUGACAGAGUGGAUCCGUUGAGAAGCACGAACCCGAUCAGAGGCAAAGAGAAGAGGUUGUCAAUGAGUAUCCUGACAUGGGCAAUUGAUUUAGCACUUAUCAAUGCUUUCGCACUCUUUCAGAAGGUCGCAGGACCCGGAGCGUCACGCGUGACGCUACGCGAAUUCAAGCGGCGUGUAGCCGAAAAGCUGACCGACGUUCAGCGCGCACGAAUGGAGAAGUCGCACCGGCAACAACCUGCGCCAACAGAGCCACUAAACCAAGUUUUAGGGGCCGAUGAUAGCUUGCACACUAUUACCCCAAACUCAAGGCAACAAUCGACUGGAAAACUUACAUGUUACUUGUGCUCGCUGAGAGGCUUCUCGAAGAAGGUCUUAUUUGGCUGCACAGGGUGCCACCGCGGGUUCCACGUCGCCUACUUCACAGCGUUUCACUAUCGAGAUGCGCUCACCUCAACCUCGCUCACUUUUCAUUCAGCGCUGGAUGCUUUGUGUGCUGCUGCGGCGGGGGAUGCCGUCGCACAAACUCGUCUGAAGAAGAACAAGACCAUAACAUAUCUCGAUCCGUUAGAGCUACCAUAG